AUGUCGACCGACCCGAAGAUCCAGGACCUGCUUAACAAGCCUAAGAGUGAGCUGACUGAAUAUGAGGUCUCGCUCGUUGAGGAACAUGAGCUCACCGCUGGCCCCCUCUCUCUGCUUCAAACCGCCACGCGCACGCACACUCAGGUCCUGAUCGCUUGCCGUAGCAAUCGCCGCCUGCUUGCUCGUGUGAAGGCGUUCGACCGCCACUGCAACAUGGUGUUGGAGAACGUCAAGGAGAUGUGGACCGAAAAGCCCAAGGGUGGUAAGGGCAAAGGUGUUAACAAAGAUCGCUUCAUCAGCAAGAUGUUCCUUCGUGGUGACUCGGUCAUCCUUGUUCUGCUCAGUUGA
This is a messenger RNA of Aspergillus alliaceus, 348 nucleotides long. Its product is annotated as mRNA splicing protein SMD2. Lineage: Eukaryota; Fungi; Ascomycota; Eurotiomycetes; Eurotiales; Aspergillaceae. Gene Ontology annotation, cellular component: catalytic step 2 spliceosome; U1 snRNP; precatalytic spliceosome. The transcript is spliced from 4 exons. The record is from RefSeq and is a predicted model, not a curated record. Bases 1 to 348 code for a protein of 115 amino acids. Gene Ontology annotation, biological process: spliceosomal snRNP assembly; RNA splicing. Gene Ontology annotation, molecular function: RNA binding.